AUGGCAAACGCUGCUGACAGCGCUACUUCCACGGCGGAUGAAAGUAAACGAGGCAGUUUAUUCGGGGUUUCGGCGACGUGCCCGAUGCCAUCAGAGGAAAACUUUUCUCAGCGGUCAAGCCUUCACCACUUUGGCAUUAUUGCUAGAAAAAGUGUGUUAUGUGCGUCGAGGCAGCAGAAGGCGUGUGGCGCCUCAUUGUGCGCCUUUCCCCUUGAUGACGCUACUGCUUGCGAGAGUGGUGCCUGGCGGGCGACUGGGUGCUCCCCGCUAGCCGCGUUGGCGUGUGGUGUGGAGGACCUGGAGGGUGGGGUGGAGCAAACCUGGAGUUUACUCAGUCAAUCGAGUUUGUGGGGUUCUUCCGUUUGUGGUUGCAUCACAGCGUCGUCAUGGGGUGUUCCAGCAAAUGUGAAAAAUAGUAUUUCCAGUUUUCUUCGCCUUGGGGCCUUUUUGAGCCUUCGUGCCGUGUUGGUGCCGCUUCCUGACUGUGGGGAUGAUGGUAGCGAGACGACGGCUGCGUUUACCGAAGCUGUUGCCGUUCUCGCAGAGCACUUGCGACAGGCUCGGACGACAAACAUUUGGGUUUAUUGCGAUGCCGCGUCCCAGGCUCAUCGUGUGGCGUUUUGUCGACUUCGCACCGCCCUUGUAUGGGGUUCCACCACCCCGCCUUUGUUAACUGAGGCUGUGAAGUCUGUGUCACGCGAGGCACUGCAAAGAGUGAUGCCUUACUUGUACUUCUCUGAGACAUUCGGGGCACUUCCCUCUGAGUGGCUUGGAGAGCCUGUUGUGGCGUUUAAUGUCCCACGUGUUGACAGCGUUGAGCGUGCUUUGCGGUUUGGCGCUUUCAGGGCUGCACCCGAUUCAGAUUUGCCGAGUGACAUUUUACCUCGUAUUCAUUCUUACUGGGCCACAGCGCAACCUCCUUUUAUCUCUUUAAUGGCAUUUGUUGUGGAGCUACUUCGUCGACGGGCGGCACCUAUGUUUUCUGUAGACGAAUUUGGGAGGGCCUACACGCUUCUGGACCAGUUGUAUGAGAGGCAUAUAUUGGACGAUGGAAAGGACAACUUUGUUAACUUUGAGGACACCUUGCAACUUCCACUACAGCCGCUAGGUCACAUGUUGUCAAGCGGGGUCUAUGAAGUGUUUGAGAUGGAUGCUGCCAAGUACAGACAGUACCAUGCCGCAAUGCUUCACUACUUCCGUGAUUGGUUAGAGAACUAUGAGGAGCGUAGCCACGGGAAAAUGUGCAGUCAGCAUGUAAAGAGCACAACAGGCGAAGGAAUGAAGACCGUGUACGUUGUUCUUUUAGGUGCUGGUCGGGGUCCCUUGAUUGGGGAAUGCUUAUUUGCAGCCUCCUCCGUUGGUGUUCGCGUCCACUUGUUUGCGGUGGAAAAAAACCCUGAGGCGGUGGAUUUUGUUCGUCUUCGAUUGCGCGCAGAUCCCCAAUGGUGCUACGGCAUAGACACAUACGGUCAUGUGGUAGAAACCCUCUGCGCCGACGGGCGAGCGGUGACAGCGACGAUAGUGGGAUCGCUGCCGACACAGUGGGGUUUAUGUGAUCUUGUUGUUUCCGAACUACUUGGAAGCUUUGGUGAUAAUGAACUUAGCCCAGAAUGCCUAGAGGAGUUUUAUGAGGAUUUUCGACGUCACCAGGCCUCCGUUGGAAUUCCUCUAAAUCCACACAUGACUUCCAUACCACAAGAGUACACCGCCUGGAUUGCCCCACUCUAUUCAGGAUGGAUGGAGGAAGCCCUCGCAGGGACGGCUGUCUCUGGGCUUACUGUGCUGCCGUCAUGGUGCCACGACCGUUGUGCGGCAAUUUUUCACUCCAUGUUUGUCACAAAUGUGUGUCGCGGUGUCGCCUUGUCGUCACCGCAGCCGUGCUGGACAUUUAACCACUUUACCGGGAAAGAAUAUUUUCAGCAGGAGCGGGAGGCUUUACUCACUUUUCGCAUGAACACGUCUGGUCGCUGCAGUGGCUUUAUUGGAUACUUUACGGCUGUAUUAUUUGCCACUAAAUCGAAUUGUGAUGGAGAGACCAAAAAGGAUGUUUUUGUUUCUACGACUCUUUCAACCGCCCCUGAAGAGCGAACCUUUGGAAUGUUUAGUUGGUUCCCGUGUUUCUUCGCCACUGCGCCACGAGACAUGCUGGAAGUGGACGCCAAUGACUGUUUGCAACUGCACCUGCGGCGUUGCGUGGAUGCUGCUGGGAGGCGGGUGUUCUACACCUACGACGCCAGUCUGCUAUCAAAGGGGCCUGUGGGAGCAGUGAAGGCGACCACAACAGUUAUUAACGACGGUGGCUGGGCCGCAUCCAUCCUCUUGUAUUCCUGA
Trypanosoma rangeli is the source of this 2331-nucleotide messenger RNA. RefSeq names its product putative arginine N-methyltransferase, type II. Gene Ontology annotation, biological process: regulation of DNA-templated transcription. The record is from RefSeq and is a predicted model, not a curated record. The coding region runs from base 1 to 2331 and encodes 776 amino acids. Gene Ontology annotation, cellular component: nucleus; cytosol. Lineage: Eukaryota; Euglenozoa; Kinetoplastea; Trypanosomatida; Trypanosomatidae. The transcript has a single exon.